CCUCUCUUCUCCACCCACCCCUUCUUUUUUCCCACUCUUAACUGACUAGGAGGCCUGGAUGCUCUGCCACUAGGCAGUGGUCCAGCGCGCAGUCAGGAGUGGGCGGGGGCAGGGGGCACUGUGACAGGAAGCGGCGCGCACAAGUUGUCCAUUUAGGGGGCAAAAUAAGUUCUCCCUUGGAUUUGGAAAGGACAAAGCCCGCAAGCUACCUCUUUUGUGUCGGAUGAGGAGGACCAACCAUGAGCCGGAGCCCGGGUACAGGCUCAGCCACCACCGCUGCCACCACGGUCAGCUCCAGUCCCCGUCAGGAGUUGGUACGAGGAAUUUGGUGACAGGCUCUGUUAGUCUGUUCCUCCUUUAUUUGAAGGACAGGCCAAAGAUCCAGUUCGGAAAUGAGAGAGGAAGACUAGCGGGCAGCAUUGGCUCCAUCCAUUGAUCUCUCCCAAAGACACAAAAACGGGAUUCAUGAAGAUGUUGACAAGACUCCAAGUACUUACCCUAACUUUGUUUUCAAAGGGAUUUUUACUCUGCUUAGGGGACCAUAACUUUCUGAGGAAGGAAAUUAAAAUAGAAGGCGACUUGGUUUUAGGGGGCCUAUUUCCUAUUAAUGAAAAAGGCACUGGAACUGAAGAAUGUGGGCGGAUCAACGAAGACAGAGGGAUCCAGCGUCUGGAAGCCAUGUUGUUUGCUAUUGAUGAAAUCAACAAAGACAAUUACUUGUUGCCAGGAGUGAAGUUGGGUGUGCACAUUUUGGAUACCUGCUCAAGGGAUACCUAUGCAUUAGAGCAAUCACUGGAAUUUGUCAGGGCAUCUUUGACUAAAGUGGAUGAAGCUGAGUAUAUGUGUCCUGAUGGAUCCUAUGCCAUUCAAGAAAACAUCCCGCUACUCAUUGCAGGGGUCAUUGGUGGCUCUUACAGCAGUGUUUCCAUACAGGUGGCAAACCUGCUACGUCUCUUCCAGAUCCCCCAGAUAAGCUACGCGUCCACCAGCGCCAAGCUCAGCGACAAGUCGCGCUAUGAUUACUUUGCCAGGACAGUGCCCCCUGACUUCUACCAGGCUAAAGCCAUGGCCGAGAUCUUGCGCUUCUUCAACUGGACCUAUGUGUCCACCGUGGCCUCUGAAGGGGACUACGGCGAGACUGGGAUUGAGGCCUUCGAGCAGGAAGCCCGCUUGCGUAACAUCUGCAUUGCCACCGCAGAGAAGGUAGGCCGCUCCAACAUACGCAAAUCCUAUGACAGCGUGAUCCGUGAGCUGCUGCAGAAGCCCAAUGCGCGCGUCGUGGUCCUAUUCAUGCGCAGUGACGAUUCCCGGGAGCUCAUCGCCGCUGCCAGCCGUGCCAAUGCCUCCUUCACCUGGGUGGCCAGCGAUGGCUGGGGCGCACAGGAGAGCAUCGUCAAGGGCAGUGAGCAUGUGGCCUAUGGCGCCAUCACCCUGGAGUUGGCCUCACAGCCAGUCCGCCAAUUCGACCGCUAUUUCCAGAGUCUCAACCCCUACAAUAACCACCGCAACCCCUGGUUCCGGGACUUCUGGGAGCAGAAAUUCCAGUGUAACCUCCAGAACAAGAGGAACCACCUGCGUGCCUGUGACAAGCACCUGGCUAUUGACAGCAACAACUACGAGCAAGAAUCCAAGAUCAUGUUUGUAGUGAAUGCUGUGUAUGCCAUGGCCCACGCCCUGCACAAAAUGCAACGCACACUCUGUCCCAACACCACCAAGCUCUGUGAUGCUAUGAAGAUCCUAGAUGGCAAAAAGUUGUACAAGGAUUAUUUACUGAAAAUCAACUUCACAGCUCCAUUUAACCCAAAUAAAGGUGCAGAUAGCAUUGUCAAGUUUGACACUUUUGGAGAUGGAAUGGGCCGAUACAACGUGUUCAAUUUUCAGUAUAUGAGCGGCAAGUAUUCCUACUUGAAGGUUGGUCACUGGGCAGAAACCUUAUCACUAGAUGUCGACUCUAUCCACUGGUCCCGGAACUCAAUUCCCACCUCCCAAUGCAGCGACCCCUGUGCUGCCAAUGAAAUGAAGAACAUGCAACCAGGAGAUGUCUGCUGCUGGAUCUGCAUUCCCUGCGAGCCCUAUGAAUACCUGGCUGAUGAGUUUACCUGUAUGGAUUGUGGCCCUGGGCAAUGGCCCACCACUGAUCUAUCUGGCUGCUUUGACCUCCCUGAGGACUAUAUCAAGUGGGAAGAUGCCUGGGCCAUUGGUCCAGUCACCAUAGCCUGCUUGGGUUUUGUGUGUACAUGCAUGGUCGUGACUGUUUUUAUCAAGCACAAUAACACUCCCUUGGUUAAAGCAUCAGGCCGGGAGCUCUGCUACAUCUUGUUGUUUGGGGUUAGCUUGUCGUAUUGCAUGACAUUCUUCUUCAUUGCUAAACCGUCACCAGUCAUCUGUACAUUGCGUCGACUUGGGCUGGGAACUUCCUUUGCUGUCUGUUAUUCCGCCCUGCUGACUAAGACAAACUGCAUUGCCCGCAUUUUUGAUGGGGUCAAGAAUGGCGCUCAGAGGCCAAAAUUCAUCAGCCCCAGUUCUCAGGUUUUCAUCUGCCUGGGUCUGAUACUGGUGCAAAUUGUUGUGGUGUCUGUGUGGCUCAUUCUGGAGAUGCCUGGUACCAGAAGAUACACCCUUCCAGAGAAACGGGAAACUGUCAUCUUAAAAUGCAAUGUCAAAGAUUCCAGCAUGUUGAUCUCCCUUACCUAUGAUGUGCUCCUGGUGAUCUUAUGCACUGUGUAUGCCUUCAAAACGCGGAAGUGCCCAGAAAAUUUCAACGAAGCCAAGUUCAUUGGUUUUACCAUGUACACCACAUGCAUCAUCUGGUUGGCCUUCCUCCCUAUAUUUUAUGUGACAUCUAGCGACUACAGAGUGCAGACAACCACCAUGUGUAUCUCCGUCAGUCUGAGUGGCUUCGUGGUUCUGGGCUGUUUGUUUGCACCCAAGGUGCAUAUCAUCCUGUUCCAACCCCAGAAGAACGUGGUCACACAUAGACUACACCUCAACAGAUUCAGUGUCAGUGGAACUGGGACCACGUAUUCUCAGUCCUCUGCAAGCACGUAUGUCCCAACGGUGUGCAACGGGCGGGAAGUCCUCGACUCCACCACCUCAUCCCUGUGAUUGUGAAUUGCAGUUCAGUUUUUGUGUUUUUAGACAGUUAGGCAAAGUGUCAUGUGCAGCUCCAGAAAAUGGAAACAGAGCAAAAGAACAACCCUAGUACCUUUUUUUAGACACAUUACAAUAAAUUAUUUUUGAGGAUUGUACAGUAGUGAUAUGCUAGAAACUUUUUAGACUGAUUUUAGUGCCCCUAUUAUUAACAAUCCCCCAGAACAUGGAAAUAACCAUUGUUUACAGAGCUGAACAAUGGUGUCAGGGUCUGACAGGAUCAGGCUUCUAAAAA
Molecule: messenger RNA, 3385 nt
Organism: Chrysochloris asiatica (Cape golden mole)
Lineage: Eukaryota; Metazoa; Chordata; Mammalia; Afrosoricida; Chrysochloridae
Gene: GRM3
Product: glutamate receptor, metabotropic 3
Exons: 6
Coding region: 466-3105 (879 amino acids)
Biological process (GO): regulation of synaptic transmission, glutamatergic; G protein-coupled glutamate receptor signaling pathway
Cellular component (GO): membrane
Molecular function (GO): group II metabotropic glutamate receptor activity
Source: RefSeq, a predicted model, not a curated record